AUGCCUGUCCCCUUUCUGGGGCGUCUUAACAUCACCGAGUACGUCGCCCUCGUCGGAUCGUUCCUCCUCGUUGGCCUCGAAGCCUUCGUCCGCAUCUUCACCCUCGCCCUACCAUCAUCGCUCCUCGAGCUGUGCUACGGCGUAUCCCGGCGCUUGUUCAAUAGGCUAGCCAGUCCGGCGCAGAAGAGGGCCGAGCGGAGGAGGAAAUCCAUCUCGACCUCGAUCCGAAACGCCUCCGACUUCGUCGACCUCUGCGCCGCGUUCGGGUACACCGCCGAGGAACACGUCGUGCAGACGAAAGAUGGGUACCUGCUCGGGUUGCAUCGGCUAGCGUGGAGAAAGGGGGAGGAGGAUGUCCGAGUCAACCGCGGCCCGAAUAGCAUUAAGAAGCGGGUGGUCUACCUGCACCACGGCCUGCUGAUGAACAGCGAGGUGUGGGUGUGCCUGACCGAUGAGCAGCGGGCCCUGCCGUUUACCCUAGUUGAGAAGGGGUUCGAUGUCUGGUUUGGGAAUAACCGCGGCAACAAGUACUCCAAGAAGUCGAUCCACUCGUCGCCCACUUCGCUCAAGUUCUGGAACUUCUCCAUUGACGAGUUCGCGUUCCACGACAUCCCAGACAGCAUCGGCUACAUUCUCGAGACCACCGGUCAGCAGUCGCUGUCCUACAUCGGUUUCUCUCAGGGCACCGCACAGGCCUUCGCCAGCCUGGCGGUCCACCCGAAGCUCAACGACCAAGUUAACGUCUUUAUCGCCCUCGCACCCGCCAUGUCGCCGGCGGGUCUCUCCAACGGCAUCGUCGACGCCCUCGUCAAAGCCUCUCCGCAGGUCCUCUACCUCCUCUUCGGCCGCCGCUCUAUCCUCAGCUCGGCAACUAUGUGGGAGUCCAUCCUGUACCCGCCGCUAUUCACCAAGGUCAUCGACCUGGGCCUGUCGUUCCUCUUCGCGUGGCGCACCCAAAAUAUCAGCACGUCGCAGAAGCUCGCGGCGUACCCGCACCUGUACUCGUUCACCAGCACCAAGUCGGUGGUGCACUGGUUCCAGAUCAUCCGCACCAAGUCGUUCCAGAUGUACGACGACGACGUGCACCCGCCGCUGGGGCUCGCGCCGAGCGCGAGCCGGUACACCAAGGUGGCCAAGUACCCGACGCGCAACAUCAAGACGCCCAUCGUGCUGGUCUACGGCGGCAGCGACUCGCUCGUCGACAUACGCGCCAUGCUGCGCGAGCUGCCCGCCCAGACCCUCGCCAACGAGAUCCCCCACUACGAGCACCUCGACUUCCUCUGGGCCCGCGACGUCCACGACCUCGUCUUCCCCCACGUCUUCGACGCCCUCGAGAGCUUCACCGGCCCGGAGCACUCCCGCGAGGAGUACGCCCGCUACCGCAUCAAGCGCGAGAGCUCCAGCCUGCUCGGCGUGCCUCUCGCCGCCGCCGCCGCGAAGAAGACGGCAGCGCAGCACCUGGCCCGCGCCAGCGACGUGGUCGACAGCGACGUCAGCACGGCAGUCGGCGGGGGCAGCAACCAUGGCGACGAGGAGGAGGAGGAUGAGAGCAGCGAG
Molecule: messenger RNA, 1557 nt
Organism: Chaetomium fimeti
Lineage: Eukaryota; Fungi; Ascomycota; Sordariomycetes; Sordariales; Chaetomiaceae
Product: Alpha/Beta hydrolase protein
Exons: 5
Source: RefSeq, a predicted model, not a curated record